AUGUCAGCACAAACUUCAAAGAUAACUAAACACGAUGGGCAUUCGGACACCGCAGGACAAUUGUCUACGCCUGGAACUUGUGCCAUUUCAAAAUUGAGCACAGAGAUUCUCCUCAUAAUAUUUUCAUUGAACGGACAUGCCGACGCUUGCUAUAUCGACAGGGACAUCGGUGUCGAUGAAAUCCUCCAUCCAAUUGUUCCGAUGGCCGCUUUGACAACCACGCGCUACUCUUCUCAAGUAUGCCAACAAUGGCGCGCCAUCCUUCUCGAUUCUCCUGCAAUUUGGGCCACCGGCCUCGACCUGCAAUGUUUUGAUCAACAGAACGAUGAGUGGAGGGAAGAGGUCUUAAAGCGAACAGGCAACCGUGUUCUCACCAUUAUCGGCGAUCUCUACGAGAACAUGCCUUCUGUUAAAUUUUUCUUGAAGCUGGUGUCCACGGAAUGGAGCAGGAUUCGUCGAAUGUUUGUCUGCGACCGUGGAGGUGUCAGCGGUUUCGAAACCGAGGUGUGGAAUGCUCUCCAACAGGCAUCACCAGCCUUGGAAUGGCUACAUUUGGACGUAUCCUUUGAAAACAUAGAUUUAGAUUUGGAUCUCGAAACACCCUUUUUUGCCAACAAUGCUCCCCGAUUGCGUGGCAUCCAAUUCGAUCGGAUUUUUAUGCGUCCUGACCAGACCUGGUUUCAAAAUCUACAACAUAUCUCGGAUUUAGAUAUCGCGUGGUUCACCAUUGCGGAGCUACUUCUCGCCCUUGGGCAUAUGCCUCAACUAGAAACAUUGGACCUGUGCGGAGCCGCAUUUCAUGAGGACGACAACGCUGAAGUGAAUUUCAGCACUGUUGUUCUACCUCGAUUAAACCGUCUUAAGGCGAAUUGCGACCUCAUCAUUUUUACUCCGGUCUUGCGUCGCUUGCGCACUGCAACGAAUUGCUCGUUGCACCUGUCUCCAAUAUGGGACAUUCCUGUGGGGGAAGACUCGCAAAUUGAGGAUUUGGGCAAGGCUCUUUCAACAUUUUUUCAGCAAUGGACAACAGAAGAAAUAUUCAGCCUUUCCUAUGUACAAGUGGGCGCAUCCUUUUCGAUACAUAGUCCGAAGUGGGACGUUAACACUUGUGUGGAGAUCAAUGGAUCUUAUGAGAUUUUGGAUUGGCCUGGUUUACCUGGCCUGAUCCUCGACGCACUAGCCGAGAAAUCUUUUUCGACUGUUAUCCUCACAAUAUUUUUGCAUUUUCCGCCCCCCGCAAAGUCCAUCUUGUCUUUUUUGGAAAAAUUUCCAAAGUUGGAAUCUAUCACUUGCGAUUUGAAGACAUUAGAUUCCUUGAACAACUUAAUGGACAGCCACGAUCCAGAAAGAUCAAUCCUUCUGCCCUCCAUGGUGCAAAUAUAUUUACUGCUUGGGAAACAAGAAGACCCCAACCCACUCUCCAACUUUUUGUCCCUGCGCCAACGGUUAGAUGUACCUAUCAAGUAUCUUGUUCUUUGCUGUGGGCCAUCUUUUACAGGAAAUCUUCAGGUUUUCACUGCAUUAGCAAGGACAUUCAACCUAGAGAUCGUACUAGAUUCAGAAAAGGGGGGCUUCAUGAACACCUAUAUUGAUUUAUCAUUUUUGGCAUGGCUUGAGGACCAUCAACUUUGA
Molecule: messenger RNA, 1632 nt
Organism: Psilocybe cubensis
Lineage: Eukaryota; Fungi; Basidiomycota; Agaricomycetes; Agaricales; Agrocybaceae
Exons: 1
Coding region: 1-1632 (543 amino acids)
Source: RefSeq, a predicted model, not a curated record